Messenger RNA from Acanthosepion pharaonis, 510 nucleotides. The record is from the annotation of a GenBank genome assembly. NCBI's taxonomy places the organism in Eukaryota, Metazoa, Mollusca, Cephalopoda, Sepiida, Sepiidae.
AUGAACUUUCUUUUUUUUUUUCUUUUUUUUUCUUCUUUUUUUUCUUCUUUUCUUCAAAAUCUUUAUUUAUUCCACCUCCUUGAAUUACAAUUUUUUUUAAGGAUUUUUCUUUUUUUAUUUCUUUUUAUUUAUUUCUUUUCUUUAAUUUUUUCCAUUUCCUUCUGUUUUUUUCUUUUCUUUAUAAUUUUUUUAUUUCAAUACAUUCAUUCUUCUUUUUGUGAUAAAAUCAUCUUCUUUUUCUUCUUCUUCUCUUUUUGUUUAAAUUCUCAUGUAGAAAUUCUUUUUCUUCGUUUUAGUUUUAUGCGUCCUCCAGAUUCCAUAAAUUCUUCUUCUUAUCUUCUUCUAAUUCUUUUCAUAACUUGUUUUCUUUCCAACUCAUUAAAUCUUCUAUUUUCUUCUUCUUCUUCUUUUUCUUUUCAUUAUAAUUUUGCCAUAAAACCGGUUUUAAAGAAAAUUCUUUUAAUUUUUUUUUUCUUCAUCUUUCUUCUUUUUCUUUUUUCUUUCUUCUGA